AUGUUUUCCUUCAGUAGAUCUCCGUACAUGACAGCGCUCUUCUCUUUUGGCGUCUUCUUGCUGUUUAUCUUCCUCCAAAACACGGUGAUUUACACCUCCCUUCAAACGGUUUUCUCCACCGGAGGUCUGUGCGCCUGUAAGAAAUGUGUGAUGGAUCUGAACGACGAUGACUGGUUCUUCAUGCGCUUCAACCCCACAGUUCCAGCUCUGCUGAACAGGAGAAACAGCGCGAUGCGGUCAGACGUCUUCACGUGGUGGAAGGGUCUGCAAUCUGAUCCAAAAAAGGCUAAUUUCUCAGAUGUGGUGGACGUAUUGUUUUCUCUGUUCCCCGAUGAAGAACACCAUGUAGUCACCGAUCCAAAUCGAUGCAGGACCUGUGCUGUGGUGGGAAACUCUGGGAACAUCUUGGGAUCCCAUUAUGGUCAACUAAUAGACAGCCACAAUUUUGUCAUAAGGAUAAAUAAAGGCCCAACUAAAGGCUAUGAGACAGAUGUGGGGUCUAAGACCACUCACCGGAUCAUGUAUCCCGAGAGCGCUGUGGAUUUGGACAACUCCACUCAUCUGGUGCUUCUGCCCUUUAAGAUCAAAGACAUGCUGUGGCUCAUCAGCGUUUUCACCACUAAACACGUCACAAGCACUUAUACAAGAGUGAGACCUUCCAUUAAUGCUGUUCGAGAGAAGGUGAUGAUUAUCCAUCCUGCCUUUAUAAAAUACGUCUAUGAGAGCUGGCUGCGGAAACACGGCAGUUACCCAUCAACUGGAUUCAUUACGUUGAUAUUUGCCCUGCAUAUCUGCGAUCAGGUCAGUGUUUUCGGGUUUGGCGCUAAGCGUGACGGGAACUGGCAUCAUUAUUUUGACAAUAGCUUGGCUCACUUUAGCAGAGGCUUACAUCGGGGAGAUUAUGAAAGCAGAACCAUACACGAGCUUUUGCUGAUGGACAAGAUUGCCUUGCAUAAAGGGGUAUAAUAUGACAAGUUGCGUGUUUCUGGUACAAGUGAAGCACAAAAUUAUUUAUAUGAAUAUUUAUUAUUAUCUAUUUUUCCUGUUUAAUCAGGUGGGUUUAUUAGCAAAAAGAUUCUUACAAUGGCCUGACAUGAAGUGGGUUAAAUAGAGAAAUAAAUAAUAAAUAUACCAUGUAUAAGAAGCCAAAAUGGUGUCGCAGUUGAAAACAGUUCUGUAAAGUUGUGGAUUUAGAGCUGCUGUUACAUUAAAUCGCAGUAUCUAAAUAUGCAAAAUGAUGUGCUCUCACAUGAUUUAUUUAUUGUAUUUGUGUUGUAUUUAUUUACACUGGAGUAAUACUAGUAUAUUUAUGUACUUUUGUCCUU
Danio aesculapii is the source of this 1325-nucleotide messenger RNA. RefSeq names its product ST3 beta-galactoside alpha-2,3-sialyltransferase 1 (gene st3gal1). Lineage: Eukaryota; Metazoa; Chordata; Actinopteri; Cypriniformes; Danionidae. The record is from RefSeq and is a predicted model, not a curated record. The transcript has 6 exons. Bases 1 to 966 code for a protein of 321 amino acids. Gene Ontology annotation, molecular function: beta-galactoside (CMP) alpha-2,3-sialyltransferase activity.